AUUUAUUGUAGCUGAGGCAAGCCAGCAGCACUCUGAGAAUACAUUUGUUCCAGAUUAUACAGAGUACAUUGUUAAAUUCCAGGUUAGCUUUGGUCAUCUGACUUUCACAUGGAAAACAUUUGACACAUGAACCUGAACAUGUCUGACAUUUUUUAUUCCCUAGUGGAGAGACAGCCAGCAGGAAAAGAUAUUGUGUUCUUGUUGGAUGGAUCUGAUGGUACUAGAACUGGCUUCCCAGCUGUGAAAGACUUUGUCCAAAGAGUUGUAGAGACACUCAGUGUGGAUGACAACAAAGACCGUGUCUCAGUGGUUCAGUACAGCAAAGAGCCAGCUGCCCAAUUCUAUCUGAACACGUACACCACAAAAGGCGACAUCCUUGACACUGUCAGAGGAUUGAGGCACAAAGGUGGAAGACCCCUCAACACUGGAGCAGCUCUCCAGUACUUGAGGGAUAAUGUCUUCACGGCCUCUGCUGGAAGCAGGCUCCAGGAAGGAGUCCCACAGGUCCUAGUUUUGAUAAGUGGUGGAAGGUCUUUUGACAGUGUUGAUGCACCAGCCUCUGCUCUCAAAGAGCUGGGUGUCUUGACCUUUGCAAUUGGAACCAGGAGUGCUGAUAGCAAAGAACUGCAGAAGAUAUCCCACGACCCCAGCUAUGCACUAACUGUGUCUGAAUUCACUGACCUUCCCAAUGUCCAACAACAACUUCAGUCCUCCGUGGAGGCUGUGGUUAUCGAGGUCUCCCCAGAAUCACCACCUGUUCCUGUCGAUACUGCCAAAAAGGAUAUCGUUUUCCUCCUGGAUGGUUCUGAUGGCACACGGAAUGGCUUCCCUGCCAUGCUUGAUUUUGUUAAGAGAGUGGUGGAGAAAUUGAAUGUAGGACCUAACAAUGACCGUGUCUCUGUGGUCCAAUACAGCAGAGAUGCAGAGAUCCAUUUCUAUCUGAACACAUACACCACAAGACAGGAUAUUUUGGAUACAGUCAGAGGGCUGAGACAUAGAGGAGGCAGACCCCUCAACACCGGGGCGGCCCUCCAAUACGUCAGGGACAACGCCUUUACAAACUCCUCCGGGAGCAGGCGCCUGCAAGGUGUUCCACAAAUGUUGAUCCUGCUAAAUGGUGGAAGGUCUUUUGACAAUGUAGAUACCCCAGCCUCUGCUCUCAAACAGCAGGGUGUCUAUGUGAUAGGCAUUGGCACAAGGAACUCUGACACUAGGGAGCUGCAGAAGAUAUCAUAUGACCCUAGUUCUGCUCUAUCAGUGUCUGAUUUCACUGACCUCCCCAGUGCCCAGGAACAGCUCUCCUCUGUAAUGAACACAGUGCUAACCAGGGCCACGCCCAUCACACCAACAAAAGCUGGUAAGAAAGUGACAGAUUUUUAUUUUCCAAGGUCAUGGUAGGAUGCAAAUUGAACAGUAUGACAGUGUAUUUAUUGUAGCUGAGGCAAGCCAGCAGCACUCUGAGAAUACAUUUGUUCCAGAUUAUACAGAGUACAUUGUUAAAUUCCAGGUUAGCUUUGGUCAUCUGACUUUCACAUGGAAAACAUUUGACACAUGAACCUGAACAUGUCUGACAUUUUUUAUUCCCUAGUGGAGAGACAGCCAGCAGGAAAAGAUAUUGUGUUCUUGUUGGAUGGAUCUGAUGGUACUAGAACUGGCUUCCCAGCUGUGAAAGACUUUGUCCAAAGAGUUGUAGAGACACUCAGUGUGGAUGACAACAAAGACCGUGUCUCAGUGGUUCAGUACAGCAAAGAGCCAGCUGCCCAAUUCUAUCUGAACACGUACACCACAAAAGGCGACAUCCUUGACACUGUCAGAGGAUUGAGGCACAAAGGUGGAAGACCCCUCAACACUGGAGCAGCUCUCCAGUACUUGAGGGAUAAUGUCUUCACGGCCUCUGCUGGAAGCAGGCUCCAGGAAGGAGUCCCACAGGUCCUAGUUUUGAUAAGUGGUGGAAGGUCUUUUGACAGUGUUGAUGCACCAGCCUCUGCUCUCAAAGAGCUGGGUGUCUUGACCUUUGCAAUUGGAACCAGGAGUGCUGAUAGCAAAGAACUGCAGAAGAUAUCCCACGACCCCAGCUAUGCACUAACUGUGUCUGAAUUCACUGACCUUCCCAAUGUCCAACAACAACUUCAGUCCUCCGUGGAGGCUGUGGUUAUCGAGGUCUCCCCAGAAUCACCACCUGUUCCUGGUAUGUUAACAAGCAUGGCCCCUUACAGGCCUGAUAGAUACAUGAUUUGUUUGACCUACACUGAGGCAAGGAAAAUAAGUGUGAAAUUUGUGUAGCCGCAUUUCAAA
Messenger RNA from Labrus bergylta (ballan wrasse), 2295 nucleotides. The record is from RefSeq and is a predicted model, not a curated record. NCBI's taxonomy places the organism in Eukaryota, Metazoa, Chordata, Actinopteri, Labriformes, Labridae.